Messenger RNA from Musa acuminata subsp. malaccensis (wild Malaysian banana), 2052 nucleotides. Its product is annotated as protein NAR1. The record is from RefSeq and is a predicted model, not a curated record. Gene Ontology annotation, cellular component: cytosol. Lineage: Eukaryota; Viridiplantae; Streptophyta; Magnoliopsida; Zingiberales; Musaceae.
AACCCAACCGCGACUCCGCGACCGCUUCCAUUUGGUGCUUUAUAGUCUCCAACACCUCUCUUUUUGCCCCCUCAGACCGCUAAUUUAUCCGAGGCGAUUUCCUCGCGAGCGACGCGUACUUCGAUUUCUUCCUCUCGUUGUUGCCUGCUUUUGGGGAUUCCGGCGACGCUCUAUUCGCGGUCGAAUUGCUUGGCUUGUUUCCGUCUUCCUUGAUUCCUUGAUCGAUCGGCGGAUUGUUGCGCCGGAGAUGUCGGAUAAGUUCUCGCCGGCGCUGCGGCUCGCGGAUCUCAACGAUUUCAUAGCGCCAUCACAGGACUGCAUCGUCUCGCUCAAAACCGUGAAGUCCAAGCAUGGCAAAGCAGAGAGCCAGGAGAAAGCAAGAUAUAUUAGUCAACCAUCACAAACUGAAGCUGUUAAAAUUUCACUCAAGGACUGUUUGGCAUGCAGUGGCUGCAUAACUUCAGCAGAGACCAUUAUGCUUGAGAAGCAAAGUCUGGAUGAGUUUUUGGCUCACAUCAAGUCUGGGGAUACUGUUAUCGUUUCCAUCUCUCCCCAAUCAAGAGCAUCAUUAGCUGCUUAUAUUGAUAUCUCUCCGUCCCAGGUUCUCAGGAAACUAACCACAUUCUUUAAAUCUUUGGGAGUCAAAGCUGUUUAUGAUACUAGUUGUAGUCGAGAUUUGUCACUCAUUGAGUCAUGUAAUGAGUUUAUAUCACGGUACCAGCAACAAUGUGGAGAAAAUCUCCCCAUUCUUUCUUCUGCAUGUCCAGGUUGGAUUUGUUAUGCUGAAAAAACACUUGGAUCAUACAUCUUACCAUAUAUUUCAUCUGUGAAGAGUCCCCAACAAACUAUUGGAGCUAUUAUCAAGCAUCACAUUGUGCAAAAACUGGGUCUUAAUAGGCCAGACAAUGUCUAUCAUGUCACUGUGAUGCCUUGUUAUGACAAAAAGCUUGAAGCUGCGAGGGAUGAAUUUUCCUUUUCAGUAGAUGAGGGAGAAAAUGGGCAUGCCAACUCGGUUAUGAAGAUACCAGAGGUAGAUUCAGUUUUGACAUCUGGAGAAGUUUUAGACUUGAUACAGUCAAAGUCUGUUGAUUUCAAGGCUUUGAAAGAAGCUCCUCUAGAUAGCAUGUUGAGCAAUGUUGACGAUGGAGGGCAUCUUUAUGGGGUCUCAGGUGGUUCUGGAGGAUUCGCAGAAACAGUUUUUCGCCAUGCUGCUAAAAAACUUUUUGGGGUAGAAAUUCAAGGACCACUUGAAUUUAGAAAUAUCCGCAAUUCAGAUUUUCGGGAAGUGGCACUAGAAGUGGAUGGUAAAACAGUUUUGAAAUUUGCACAGUGUUAUGGAUUCCGAAAUCUGCAGAACAUUGUAAGGAAGAUUAAAAUUGGGAGGUGUGAUUAUCAUUUUGUAGAAGUUAUGGCGUGUCCAUCAGGCUGCUUAAAUGGCGGUGGUCAAAUAAAACCAAAGAACGGUCAAUCUGCAAAAGAUCUUAUUCAACUAUUAGAAACUUUGUAUAUGCAAGAUGUAGAAGUUGCAGACCCAUUUGAUAAUCCAAUUGUGAAGAGAUUGUAUGAUGAGUGGCUUGGACAACCUGGUUCAGAGAAGGCAAGAAAGUAUUUGCACACUGAAUACCAUCCGUUGGUGAAAAGUACUGCUUCUCAGCUGCAGAAUUGGUGACAUCUUUCUUGAUUCCUUUUUAGGUUUCGGACUUUUACUGUGCUAGUGGGCUGCCAUAUGGUGAUGCAAUAAAUAGAUAUGUUCUUACUAACAUAACCUCUCCUCUUCCAAAUACGUACACACCUUUUCUAGGGUGUCAUUCCUCAAAAGAGUGUAGAUUCUUUGGUAGUGUAGUUGGUUUCCUUGUGUAAGAUACGCUUCAAAAGUUGUAAAUUAGAAGCGUAUUGUAAUGAUUUUUGGAUCCUGUGUUGCUGCAAUGUGUCUACAUUUAUUACCAGUUGCUUCCCAUAGGAUACUUGUUACUUCCUAAUUAUGUAAUCAGGUUAAUCAUGUACAACUUCAUGCACUCUAUCUAGCCUUUACAUAGCUGGCUUUAUGUCUCA